Symphalangus syndactylus (siamang) is the source of this 5327-nucleotide messenger RNA. It is a transcript of the gene MLLT6, whose product is annotated as MLLT6, PHD finger containing. Gene Ontology annotation, cellular component: nucleus. The record is from RefSeq and is a predicted model, not a curated record. Lineage: Eukaryota; Metazoa; Chordata; Mammalia; Primates; Hylobatidae. Gene Ontology annotation, biological process: regulation of transcription by RNA polymerase II. Gene Ontology annotation, molecular function: nucleosome binding; histone binding.
GGGCGGGCGCCCGCGAUGUGCCACUCGGCGCCUCCCCCGCCGGGCCCGGGCUACGCGGCGGCGGGGCGGCCCUAGGAGCCGGGCGAGCGGCGCGGAGGGGGCGAGCCCGGCGUGCGAGUCUCAUUGUUGUGGGGGGGGGCCCGUCGGGGCAUGAGGGCGAGAGCACGGCGGGGGGGGCGGCCAGACAGAGCGAGCGAGGAGGAGGAGGAGGAGGACGCGGAGGAGGAGGAAGGAGGAGGCAAAGAAAAGAAGCGGCGGCGGCGGAGGAAGAGGAGGAGGGGGCGAGGAGGCGCGCGGCCCCCCGCUCCCUCCCUCCCCCCUGACCCCCGACCCCCGCCGGCCGGCCCCCCGCCCCAGCCCCGGAGGGAGCUCAUGGGAGUAUGAAGGAGAUGGUAGGAGGCUGCUGCGUAUGUUCGGACGAGAGGGGCUGGGCCGAGAACCCGCUGGUCUACUGCGAUGGGCACGCGUGCAGCGUGGCCGUCCACCAAGCUUGCUAUGGCAUCGUUCAGGUGCCAACGGGACCCUGGUUCUGCCGGAAAUGUGAAUCUCAGGAGCGAGCAGCCAGGGUGAGGUGUGAGCUGUGCCCACACAAAGACGGGGCAUUGAAGAGGACUGAUAAUGGAGGCUGGGCACACGUGGUGUGUGCCCUCUACAUCCCCGAGGUGCAAUUUGCCAACGUGCUCACCAUGGAGCCCAUCGUGCUGCAGUACGUGCCUCAUGAUCGCUUCAACAAGACCUGUUACAUCUGCGAGGAGCAGGGCCGGGAGAGCAAGGCGGCCUCGGGAGCCUGCAUGACCUGUAACCGCCAUGGAUGUCGACAAGCUUUCCAUGUCACCUGUGCCCAAAUGGCAGGCUUGCUGUGUGAGGAAGAAGUGCUGGAGGUGGACAAUGUCAAGUACUGCGGCUACUGCAAAUACCACUUCAGCAAGAUGAAGACAUCCCGGCACAGCAGCGGGGGAGGCGGAGGAGGCGCUGGAGGAGGAGGCGGCAGCAUGGGGGGAGGUGGCAGUGGUUUCAUCUCUGGGAGGAGAAGCCGGUCAGUGUCACCAUCUACGCAGCAGGAGAAGCACCCCACCCACCACGAGAGGGGCCAGAAGAAGGUAGAAGCCCUCCCCCACCUGCCAUCAUUCCCACACGGGGACUCGGAGAUUCACAAACAUGGCUCAAGAAGCCAUCAUGAGAGUCGAAAGGACAAAGAACGCCUUAAGCAGAAGCACAAGAAGCGGCCUGAGUCGCCCCCCAGCAUCCUCACCCCGCCCGUGGUCCCCACUGCUGACAAGGUCUCCUCCUCGGCUUCCUCUUCCUCCCACCACGAGGCCAGCACGCAGGAGACCUCUGAGAGCAGCAGGGACUCAAAGGGGAAAAAGUCUUCCAGCCAUAGCCUGAGUCAUAAAGGGAAGAAACUGAGCAGUGGGAAAGGUGUGAGCAGUUUUACCUCCGCUUCCUCCUCUUCCUCCUCCUCUUCCUCCUCCUCUGGGGGGCCCUUCCAGCCUGCAGUCUCGUCCCUGCAGAGCUCCCCUGACUUCUCUGCAUUCCCCAAGCUGGAGCAGCCAGAGGAGGACAAGUACUCCAAGCCCACAGCCCCUGCCCCUUCAGCCCCUCCUUCUCCCUCAGCCCCCGAGCCCCCCAAAGCUGACCUUUUUGAGCAGAAGGUGGUCUUGUCUGGCUUCGGGCCCAUCAUGCGCUUCUCCACCACCACCUCCAGUUCAGGCCGGGCCCGGGCGCCCUCCCCUGGGGACUAUAAGUCUCCCCACGUCACGGGGUCUGGGGCCUCGGCAGGCACCCACAAACGGAUGCCCGCACUGAGUGCCACCCCUGUGCCUGCUGAUGAGACCCCUGAGACAGGCCUGAAGGAGAAGAAGCACAAAGCCAGCAAGAGGAGCCGCCACGGGCCAGGCCGUCCCAAGGGCAGCCGGAACAAGGAGGGCACUGGGGGCCCAGCUGCCCCAUCUUUGCCCAGUGCCCAGCUGGCUGGCUUUACCGCCACUGCUGCCUCACCCUUCUCUGGAGGUUCCCUGGUCAGCUCCGGCCUGGGAGGUCUGGCCUCCCGAAACUUUGGGCCUUCUGGGAGCUUGCCCAGCCUGAGCCUGGAGUCCCCCUUACUAGGGGCAGGCAUCUACACCAGUAAUAAGGACCCCAUCUCCCACAGUGGCGGGAUGCUGCGGGCUGUCUGCAGCACCCCUCUCUCCUCCAGCCUCCUGGGGCCCCCAGGGACCUCAGCCCUGCCCCGCCUCAGCCGCUCCCCAUUCACCAGCACCCUCCCCUCCUCCUCUGCUUCUAUCUCCACCACUCAGGUGUUUUCUCUGGCUGGCUCUACCUUUAGCCUCCCUUCUACCCACAUCUUUGGAACCCCCAUGGGUGCCGUUAACCCCCUCCUCGCCCAAGCUGAGAGCAGCCACACAGAGCCAGACCUGGAGGACUGCAGCUUCCGGUGUCGGGGGACCUCCCCUCAGGAGAGUCUGUCUUCCAUGUCCCCUAUCAGCAGCCUCCCCGCACUCUUCGACCAGACAGCCUCUGCGCCCUGUGGGGGCGGCCAGUUAGACCCGGCGGCCCCAGGGACGACUAACAUGGAGCAGCUUCUGGAGAAGCAGGGCGACGGGGAGGCCGGCGUCAACAUCGUGGAGAUGCUGAAGGCGCUGCACGCGCUGCAGAAGGAGAACCAGCGGCUGCAAGAGCAGAUCCUGAGCCUGACGGCCAAAAAGGAGCGGCUGCAGAUUCUCAACGUGCAGCUCUCUGUGCCCUUCCCUGCCCUGCCUGCUGCCCUGCCUGCCGCCAACGGCCCUGUCCCUGGGCCCUAUGGCCUGCCUCCCCAAGCCGGCAGCAGCGACUCCUUGAGCACCAGCAAGAGCCCUCCGGGAAAGAGCAGCCUCGGCCUGGACAACUCGCUGUCCACUUCUUCUGAGGACCCACACUCAGGCUGCCCGAGCCGCAGCAGCUCGUCGCUGUCCUUCCACAGCACGCCCCCACCGCUGCCCCUGCUCCAGCAGAGCCCUGCCACUCUGCCUCUGGCCCUGCCUGGGGCCCCUGCCCCACUCCCGCCCCAGCCGCAGAACGGGUUGGGCCGGGCACCCGGGGCAGCGGGGCUGGGGGCCAUGCCCAUGGCUGAGGGGCUGUUGGGGGGGCUGGCAGGCAGUGGGGGCCUGCCCCUCAAUGGGCUCCUUGGGGGGUUGAAUGGGGCCGCUGCCCCCAACCCCGCAAGCUUGAGCCAGGCUGGCGGGGCCCCCACGCUGCAGCUGCCAGGCUGUCUCAACAGCCUUACGGAGCAGCAGAGACAUCUCCUUCAGCAGCAAGAGCAGCAGCUCCAGCAACUCCAGCAGCUCCUGGCCUCCCCGCAGCUGACCCCGGAACACCAGACUGUUGUCUACCAGAUGAUCCAGCAGAUCCAGCAGAAACGGGAGCUGCAGCGCCUGCAGAUGGCUGGGGGCUCCCAGCUGCCCAUGGCCAGCCUGCUGGCAGGAAGCUCCACCCCGCUGCUGUCUGCGGGCACCCCUGGCCUGCUUCCCACAGCGUCUGCUCCACCCCUGCUGCCCGCCGGAGCCCUAGUGGCUCCCUCGCUUGGCAACAACACAAGUCUCAUGGCCGCAGCAGCUGCAGCUGCAGCAGUGGCAGCAGCAGGCGGACCUCCAGUCCUCACUGCCCAGACCAACCCCUUCCUCAGCCUGUCGGGAGCAGACGGCAGUGGCGGUGGCCCCAAAGGAGGGACCGUUGACAAAGGAGCCUCAGCCAACCAGGAAAAAGGCUAAAUCCACCCUCACCCCACCUGACCCCCCAAGUGGAGGGAACAGAUCCUAGCCUGAGGGGUCCUAGCCUGGAGCAGGCACCUGCGCCCAGACCCUGGAGAGCCUUGACCCAGAGCCUGUGCUGAGGUCCAGGAGGUGUGGGGAGCUCCUGGUGUUGAGGACUGAGACUGAGAGGGGAGCCCUCUCCAUCUGGCCCCCUUCCCUUUACGCACUGUCCGCUUUGUGAGGCUCAGAGGAAGGACAGUCUGCAAGCCAGCCUAGGAGGUCCACCUCCAGCAAAUGUUUUGGAGGUCCCCCCCGAGAGCAGAGUGGGCCAUGGCAGAAGUAGGGGGUUGGUUGGACCUGUCACAUGAAAUGGAUCAGCACUUGAAUGGGGAGAAGUGGAGGGAGAGGCCCUGGGCCUGUCCCUGCGGGGAAAUCUUUUAUGGAAGAAGGGCUGGACCCACUUUACCUGCAGUUUCUUCCCAGCUCGGGCAGAUGGCAGAAGGGACCCCUUGGACUUUUUCUCGCCAUCCCUCCCCCCAGCGCAGGGGCACAAGCUGAGCUUGUAAAAGCCCACAGAUGUCGGAGGCUGGAGAAGGGGCAGGAGAGCAUCACACUCAGCCCCAGCCUCCUCAACCUCUUGGGGCCCCGUGAUGGGGAGGAGAGGGCAGGUGCAGGGAGGCUCCGGCUUUCCUUGGUGCCCCGCCCUUUGUUUGCACUAUUGGACUUAGGAGUGCCGAGGGUGGGGAGAUGGAGCUGCCCGACUCAGUGUGUGAGUGUAUGUGUGCGUGCAUGUGUGUGUGGUGUGUGUGUAUGUGUCUGUCUUCCUGUCUCUCUCCCCCUGGACCCAGGGCAGCCAAGGGCAAGGAUAGGCGCAGUGGUCAGAUGAAGCAGCGCCAGAGAGGGGACCUCCCAGCUCUUAUUUGUACCCUCCUCACCUCACCAACUUUGGUCCCUCUCUGGGGGCAUGAAUGGUUAACAAACACCAGAGCAGUACUCCAAUAUUGGAGAGUCACUGGGGGCACAGGGCUUUGAAUCAGGGUAAUAUCCUGCCUUCCCUACCCUGACUCCACAUGGUCUCAGGGCCCCCUUAGGGCCCCCUACCCCACUGAUAGCUUCCUCCUCCUUCUCUGGCACAAGGGGAGCCCCAGGGCUUGGGGGAGGGGGUAAGGUGGGGGGAAACGCCACUGCUUUUAGCAAAAGCCUCCCUCCCAGAAUUAGCCAGCUUGCCUCCUGCACCCCACCCCCACCAACCAGGGGAGCCACUAAGCUAACAACUGUCCCCUCACCCACCAGCUAUUUCCCCAGGGUAGAGUGGGCAAUUCUCACCUUCAAAGAGUCCCCGCCUGCCCAGGCCUUUGGCACAGAGGCUGAGUGGACAGUCAGGAGAGAGGCAAGAGGCAAGGCGAAGCCUGUGUCCCUGUUUCAGUUGCACUGGGGUUGGAGCCCAGGGUAGGGGUUUCCAGCUUCCCCAGGUUCCGGCCUUGUCAGUCUCUUUGCAUGUGUGGAUUUUUCUGUGUGUGUUUCUGUUUGGGUUUUUGUUGUUGGGUUUUUUUUUUUUUAAUAAAGAAAAGAAGAUGUGUAUAUUUUUGGCAAAGACAGAAA